AAUUUAAGAGGUUUCAUUUUUCAUUACUUUGAAGCGCACUAGCAACUGAAUAAUGAUUUUAAAUAUCACUUGCAAGGAAAAUAAUAUUAACAUUUUCCCCCCUAAACGUGGCUGUCUUAUUGACUCAUCAACAAAAUGUGUAAAUAAAAAUGGUUUGUGUGAUUACAAAUGAACCGCUACAACUGUGUCAAUUUUAUAGACAAAUAUUAGUAUCGAAGGCAAAAGUAGGGAACGAAUUUGAGAAAAUAGUUUCAGUAUGAGGUAACUAUUGGGAUGUUGCAUACACAUAAUUACUUUGUUCGCAUAGAAAGCAAAAAUAAUGCCAACUCAUCAGUCACCAUCAUUUUUAUCGCCAGUAAGUUUUACUGUAUUAAAAAUGCGAUGUUGGCUGGAAGGCAUAUCUUUGAUGAACAGUUGGAUGUGUGGCAAAAAAGUGAUUAUCUUGUGCAGCCUAAUCAUAGCGGCGGCAUAUGUGCCAUGUGGUGAUGCUGAGUACUUUUCGUCAGUAGAUAGCUUGAACAGGCUUGGAGAAAUUGAAAUGGAACUUAUUGAAGGCUUUCGACAUUACCUUGAAUUACAAGCAGAGGAGUUCGCUGGUUAUCGCAAGUUUAUUGAGAAGGUUAAAGCGCAACACGCAGAGGCAGAAAGAAAUUUGGAGGAUUAUUUAGGGAAUCCAAUCAAUGCAUUCACUUUAAUUAAACGAAUGGUUAUCGAUUGGACAGAUAUUCAUGAACUUAUUAAAGAAAAUGAGUUGAAAGCCGCCUUAAGGGAAGAUAUAGAAGAGCUAGGUAAACAGGUAGAUAUUCCAAAUGAAAGUGACUUAAUCGGAACUGUAAGGGGUUUCGCACGUCUUCAGAAAGUGUACAAACUCAGCACAGAAGAGCUUGCAUAUGGAAUUAUCAACGGCGUUGAUUAUGAAGUUGAAAUAACGUGGAGAGAUUGUUUUGAGAUAGCAACCACAUUAUAUGAUCAAAACGAACUUAUUUUGGCAGUUACCUGGUUUGAAAUGGUAUUAGAGAAAAUACAAGAUGAAACUGAAGAGUCUGUACAAUACAAAUUUGAAAUUGAUACUCUCGAGUAUUUGGUAUUGGCCACGUAUGAUUUGGGUGAUACAGAUAAAGCGGUUGGAUACAUUGACGAAAUUUUAAAUGUUGAUCCUAAAAACAUUAUGAAAAAUUUCAAGAACUACAUGCUAUACACAAUGCCGAAAAGAUUUAUUCAACUCGAUAAUUUACAAAGUAUGGCAUGGUAUGCAAACUAUACACGUUUGUGUUCAGGAGAUCGUUUGCCGGAUAAACUGGAUCAUACUUUGAAGUGCAAAAUUGGUACCAGAAACAAUCCGUAUUUUAUUUUAGCACCACUAAAAAUAGAAGAAUUGAAUUUGGAGCCAGAAAUAACGUUAUACCAUGACUUAUUGAAUAACAAUCAAAUUGAUGAUGUGUUAGAGCAAGCUAAGAAUAAUAUGGCUCGUUCGGAAGUUGUUAAUGGUACAAUGAGUGUAGUUCGUGACGUUCGUGUGAGCCAACAAACUUGGCUUGACUAUAGUAGUCCUGUUAUGCGAACAAUUUAUAAUUUAGUUUCUCAUAUAAGUGCUUUAGAUCUAAAAAAUGCAGAAAUAAUGCAAGUGGCAAAUUAUGGAAUAGCUGGCCAAUAUGAACCGCAUUACGACUUUUUUGGAAAUGCAACAUUCUUAAAACUUAGAAAUCUUUUAGGAGAUCGUAUUGCUACAAAUAUGUUUUACUUCUCUGAUGUUGAGCAGGGUGGCUUUACGGUUUUUCCAAAACUGAAUUUGUUUUUACCGCCAAUUAAGGGUGCUUUAGUUAUGUGGUAUAAUCUACAUAAAUCAGUAGAUCUGGAUAUGCGCAUGUUACACGCUGGAUGUCCUGUUAUCAAGGGGUCAAAGCGAAUUGGCAAUAUUUGGGUUCAUUCCGAUCUACAAGAGUUUACGCGUCCAUGUGAGCUGACAAAUGAUAAAUACAAGUCGGUUGAAUUAAAUUAAUUCUGUUUAAUUAGGUAUAAAUUCAAAAUUGUAAAAUAUAAUAUAUUAA
This is a messenger RNA of Teleopsis dalmanni, 2048 nucleotides long. RefSeq names its product prolyl 4-hydroxylase subunit alpha-1-like. Gene Ontology annotation, biological process: peptidyl-proline hydroxylation to 4-hydroxy-L-proline. NCBI's taxonomy places the organism in Eukaryota, Metazoa, Arthropoda, Insecta, Diptera, Diopsidae. The coding region runs from base 320 to 1999 and encodes 559 amino acids. Gene Ontology annotation, molecular function: iron ion binding; L-ascorbic acid binding; procollagen-proline 4-dioxygenase activity. The transcript is spliced from 7 exons. The record is from RefSeq and is a predicted model, not a curated record. Gene Ontology annotation, cellular component: endoplasmic reticulum.